This is a messenger RNA of Arvicola amphibius (Eurasian water vole), 2520 nucleotides long. RefSeq names its product SLIT and NTRK like family member 6 (gene Slitrk6). Lineage: Eukaryota; Metazoa; Chordata; Mammalia; Rodentia; Cricetidae. Gene Ontology annotation, cellular component: membrane. The coding region runs from base 1 to 2520 and encodes 839 amino acids. Gene Ontology annotation, molecular function: protein binding. The record is from RefSeq and is a predicted model, not a curated record. Gene Ontology annotation, biological process: axonogenesis; positive regulation of synapse assembly; regulation of presynapse assembly. The transcript has a single exon.
AUGCAGCUGUGGAUUCAUCUACUUUACCCAGCUCUCCUUGCCUGUCUAUCUUUACAGUCCCAAUCACCAAUGCCCCCAGUCAGAGGUUCUUGUGACACUCUUUGUAACUGUGAAGAAAAAGAUGGCAUAAUGCUAAUAAAUUGUGAAGAAAAAGGCAUCAAUAAAUUAUCCCAAAUAAGUGUGCCACCAUCACGACCUUUCCAGUUAAGCUUAUUAAAUAAUGGCUUGACAGUGCUUCACACCAAUGCCUUUUCUGGGCUUGCCAAAGCUCUCUCAAUACACCUUGGAUUUAACAACAUUGCUGAUAUUGAGGCUGGUGCAUUCAAUGGCCUUGGACUUCUUAAGCAACUUCAUAUCAAUCACAAUUCUUUGGAAAUUCUUAAAGAGGAUACUUUCCAGGGUUUGGAAAACCUGGAAUUCUUGCAGGCUGAUAAUAAUUUUAUUACAAUUAUUGAACCAAGUGCCUUCAGCAAGCUCAAUAGGCUGAAAGUGUUGAUUUUAAAUGAUAAUGCGAUUGAGAGUCUUCCUCCAAACAUAUUUCGAUUUGUUCCUUUAACCCAUCUAGAUCUUCGUGGAAAUCAGUUGCAAACAUUGCCUUAUGUUGGUUUUUUGGAACAUAUUGGACGGAUAUUGGAUCUCCAGUUGGAGGACAAUAAGUGGGUCUGUGAUUGUGAAUUAUUGCAGCUAAAGAACUGGUUAGAAAACAUGCCUCCACAGUCCAUAAUUGGUGAUGUUGUGUGUAACAGUCCUCCACCUUUCAAAGGAAGCAUACUGAGUCGCCUGAAGAAGGAAGCCAUGUGUCCUACUCCACCAGUGUAUGAGGAACAUGAGGAUCCAUCAGGAUCUUUGCUGGCCAUAACAUCUUCAAGUGACAGCCGCCUAUCAUCCAAGAAUACAUCCAUUUUAAAACAACCUACCAAAGCACCAGGCUUGAUACCUUACCUGACAAAGCCAUCCACUCAACUUCCAGUACCAUACUGUCCUAUUCCUUGCAACUGCAAAGUCCUCUCUCCAUCGGGACUUCUAAUCCACUGUCAAGAGCGCAAUAUUGAAAGCUUGUCAGAUCUACAACCUCCUCCACAAAAUCCUAGAAAGCUGAUUCUUGCGGGCAAUAUUAUUCAUACCUUAGUGAAGUCUGAUCUGAUGGAAUACUUCACUUUGGAAAUGCUUCACUUGGGAAACAAUCGUAUUGAAGUUCUUGAAGAAGGAUCAUUUAUGAAUCUAACAAGACUACAGAAGCUCUAUCUCAAUGGUAAUCAUCUAACCAAACUGAAUAAAGGCAUGUUCCUUGGUCUUCACAGCCUUGAGUAUUUGUAUCUUGAAUAUAAUGCAGUAAAGGAAAUAUUGCCAGGGACCUUUAACCCAAUGCCUAAACUGAAAGUUCUUUAUUUAAAUAACAACCUCCUUCAAGUUUUACCACCACAUAUUUUUUUAGGUGUUCCUCUAACUAGAGUCAAUCUUAAAACAAACCAAUUCACUCAUUUACCUGUAAGUAAUAUCUUAGAUGACCUUGACUUAUUGGUCCAGAUUGACCUUGAGGAUAACCCCUGGGACUGUUCCUGUGACCUGGUUGGAUUGCAGCAAUGGUUGCACAAGCUUGGCAAAAACACCAUGACAGAUGAUAUCCUCUGCACGUCCCCAGGGCAUCUUGACAAAAAAGAACUAAAGGCCCUCAACAGUGAACUUCUGUGCCCUGGUUUAGUGAAUAACCCUUCUUUGCCAACUCAGACAAGCUACAUCAUGGUGAGUUCUCCCACAACAGACACAGAUACAGCUGGUACCAUUCUAAAUUCUCUCACUGAUGCUGUCCCUCUGUCAGUUCUAAUAUUGGGACUUUUGAUUGUGUUCCUAACUAUUGUCUUCUGUGCUGCGGGGAUUGUGGUCCUUGUCCUCCACCGUAGGAGAAGAUAUAAAAAGAAAAAAGGAGAUGAGCAAGUGAGAGAGAACAGUCCUGUACACUUGCAUUACAGCAUGUAUGGUCAUAAAACAACUCACCAUACAACAGAAAGACCCUCUGCCUCUCUCUAUGAGCAGCAUAUGGUGAGCCCAAUGAUCCAUGUCUACAGAAGUCCGUCCUUUGGUCCUAAGCAUUUGAAAGAAGUUGAAGAAAGGAAUGAUAAAGAAGGAACUGAUGCAAAACCUCUUCAGAGGAGCCUCUUAGAACGGGAAAAUCAUUCACCACUUACAGGUUCAAGUAUGAAAUACAAAACUACAGACCAUUCACCAGAUUUUUUAUCCUUUCAGGAUGCAAGUUCAUUGUAUAGGAACAUUUUGGAGAAAGAAAGGGAACUUCAGCAACUGGGCAUCACUGAGUAUCUAAGAAAAAACAUUGCUCAGCUCCAGUCAGAUGUGGAAGUCAACUAUCCUGGAGCCCAUGAGGAACUGAAAUUAAUGGAAACAUUGAUGUACUCACGGCCAAGGAAGGUGUUGGUGGAACAGACUAAAAACGAAUAUUUUGAGCUCAAAGCUAACUUGCAUGCGGAACCCGACUAUUUAGAAGUCUUGGAGCAGCAAACAUAG